Microthlaspi erraticum is the source of this 336-nucleotide messenger RNA. The record is from the annotation of a GenBank genome assembly. NCBI's taxonomy places the organism in Eukaryota, Viridiplantae, Streptophyta, Magnoliopsida, Brassicales, Brassicaceae.
AUGACUACACCACAAGUGAAGACCGGUUUGUUCGUUGGAUUGAACAAAGGACACGUCGUCACCAGACGUGAAUUGGCUCCUCGUCCCAAUUCCCGCAAAGGGAAAACGAGCAAGAGGACACUUUUGAUCAGAGGCUUGAUAAGGGAAGUAGCUGGAUUUGCUCCUUAUGAGAAGAGAAUCACUGAGCUUCUCAAGGUUGGCAAAGACAAGAGGGCUCUUAAGGUUGCUAAGAGGAAGUUGGGUACUCACAAGAGAGCCAAGCGAAAGAGAGAGGAGAUGUCUGGUGUUCUCCGCAAAAUGAGGUCUGGUGGUGGAGUCUCUGAGAAGAAGAAGUAA